AUGGAGCCGGUGAGCUCUGAAACUGUAAACGAAAGCUCCCCAUCGCCGUCUCGUGAAGAUGGGGCAAAGCUCGCCACCGCUUGUCCUGAGCGGGACUCGGUAGUCCCGCCUUACUGGCAGAGGCACGAGCGCAAUGGUAGUCGUCUGAGCUCGUAUAUCUCUGACGCUGGAUCUCGCAUUGUGCUCGAGGAUCACACCGACGAGAGCUCGGAGCAGUGCAAAGUGCUUUGGGCAAAGCACGUAACGAUUGAUGAUUAUGUGGUCGUCAGCGGCACAGCACCAGGACUGGGUGCUUACUCUCCCGGCCAGUACGUGGUGUGGAACUGCACAGUUGAGACACUCGAUGGCGGUCCGAUGAAGAUACGUAAGAGGUACUCUGAGUUCGAAGACCUCCAUCAGAAGCUCCUCAAGACGUUCCCUCAUGCUGUGGGUUCCAUGCCACAGUUUCCACCGAAAUCAGUAGUGUCUCGAUUCAGGCCGAGGUUUCUAGAAAGGCGAAAGCAGGGUCUUUCGUACUUCUUGAACUGCGUCCUGCUCAACCCGGAGUUUGCGGGAUCACCGGUCCUGAAGGAAUUCUUGUUCUCGUGA
Molecule: messenger RNA, 588 nt
Organism: Didymella exigua CBS 183.55
Lineage: Eukaryota; Fungi; Ascomycota; Dothideomycetes; Pleosporales; Didymellaceae
Product: Phox-like protein
Exons: 5
Coding region: 1-588 (195 amino acids)
Cellular component (GO): endosome
Molecular function (GO): phosphatidylinositol-3-phosphate binding
Source: RefSeq, a predicted model, not a curated record